CGCAUUGCAUAACUUUUAUAAGCUUAUUUGAGUAGUGAAUAUGAGGAUUACCCAAGGUUACAAACACGAAUCCUCAUCGUUUCAAGUAUCCGAAAUGAGUAUGUACAGUGACGUAGACAACUUACCUUCGCGGAGCCCCGUCUACCCGCCCGUAGCUCGACGCGGUUCACGCCGUUAGCUUCCACCUCGUGGCUCAUGGGCAGGUCUGCAUGCGGUAAUCGCGUCACUCUUCCGCACCUCACGGUCCUCACCUACCACACCACCUGAAAAAAAAAAAUCGCAACUACACCUGACCUCACCUUUUUACACCAUUCGCAUCUAUCGGCGCAAAUAACAACCACUAUAAUCUAGAUCGCGUUAUCAUCAAUACCUAGUCUAUACCCUUAUAAUUGCUCCAUCAUAACAAUUACAAUCCCAUAACAAUUCCAUACAACUACCAUCACAAUGGCAGAACCAACUUCAACCGAUACUCCGAUAUUAUCAGCUAUCCCAUCAGCUGUCGCAUCAGCCGCGGGCACUCCCCAAUCUCUACCUCCUAUGGAUCCCGAUGAGCGCGACAAGUCCUUGCACGUAUCGCUAGCCGAUCUGACGGCUAAGGCUAACGCGCUGUAUGCGCAGAAGAAGUAUGAGGACGCAGCCGAGGUCUUCUCCCAGGCUACCGAGAUGCAGGCCGAGAUCAAUGGCGAGAUGGCCCCCGAAAACGCGGAUAUUCUGUUUCUAUACGGUCGCAGCCUCUUCAAAGUGGGCCAGAGCAAGAGUGACGUCUUAGGUGGAAAGCCCUCUGCUGAGAAGAAAUCCAAUGGCGCCGCAGAUAAGAAAUCGAAGGGGAAAAAAUCCCAGGCCGAAGCAUCGAUUCCCAAUGCGACCAAGGACGAGAAGACCGAUGCAGAGGAAGGGGUUGCCAUUGUUACCAAGAAUGCAAAUGAAAGUGAAAAGGUGUCCGACGCCAAGAAACCACUUUUCCAAUUUACAGGCGACGAGGAGUUCGAAGACUCGGACGAGGAAGAGGAGGCUGAAGGCGAGGAAGAAGAGGAAGACGAUGAUCUGGCCGUCGCGUUUGAGGUUCUGGACUUAGCACGUGUGCUUUUCGAGAAAUCUUUAGAACGACAAGAUGAAGACUCUUCAGAAGGGAAGGGAAAGGAGAAGGCUGAAGAGGAUAGCCCUGCCAUCAAGCAUAUCAAGGAACGACUUGCAGAUACCCACGACCUUCUAGCAGAGAUCUCCCUCGAAAAUGAGAAGUAUCCACUAGCAAUUAACGACUGCCGUGCUUCUCUAAAGUAUAAAGAAGGUCUCUAUUCUCAAGAGUCGGAGGUGAUAGCCGAAGCGCACUUUAAACUUUCGUUAGCUCUCGAAUUUGCAUCCGUCACCACAAGCGCCGAAGACGAAGCCGGCACGGGGCCAAAACCAGUCGACGAAGGCCUGCGGAAAGAAGCGGCCGAAGAGUUGGAGAAGGCUAUCGCGAGCACAAAACUCAAGCUUGACGCCAAGGAGGUCGACCUCGCGAUGCUCCACGCGCCUGAGGAUAACGACGCGACACGGAAGCAGAUCGCCGAGGUUAAGGAAUUGAUCGCGGACAUGGAGCAACGGCUUAUCGAACUCCGAAAACCCCCCAUGGACGUCAACUCGGUUCUCGCAUCUGACGACACCAUGCUCGGAGUACUCGGUACAGCACUGGGCGAGUCGACCACGAAUAAGGAGGCGAGACUUGAGGAAGCGAAGAAGGCUGCUAAGGACGUAUCCGGCCUAGUGCGCAAGAAAGCCAAAGACGGCUCCAAGCCCGAAACCGAGCAAGCGAAGGCAACCAACGGGAAGCGCAAGGCCGAGGACACCGCGCCAGGUGAGGAAGAGACGAAGAAAACCAAAGUCGAAGAACCCGCACAGUCCUAGCCUCCGAGGCGAAGCAAGCCGAAAGGAGUAAGUAACAAAUCGCGAGCUUAGGCGCUAGAGCACACUCUGGCCGU
Molecule: messenger RNA, 1961 nt
Organism: Daldinia vernicosa
Lineage: Eukaryota; Fungi; Ascomycota; Sordariomycetes; Xylariales; Hypoxylaceae
Exons: 7
Coding region: 445-1887 (480 amino acids)
Biological process (GO): CENP-A containing chromatin assembly; DNA replication-dependent chromatin assembly
Cellular component (GO): nucleoplasm
Molecular function (GO): histone binding
Source: RefSeq, a predicted model, not a curated record